UGGGGCCGCCGCCGCCGCCGCCGCUGCAGCCCCUGUCUCGGUCCCCGCCGCCGCCGCCGCCGCUGCAGCCGCUGGGCGCGCGCAGCCGGGCAGUGAGUGCGCGGCGCUCGGAGCCGGAGCGGGCUGCCGGGGAGCCACUGCGGGGGCGGGGGGACUAUGAGUGGCAUCGCGGGGACAGAGUUGGGCAGCACGUUCAAGGGCUUAGGAGAAAGUCAGUACACUUCCCCACCUGAACCGCUCCCAGUUGCUUCCCGAGGAGCAGGUCCGCACCUAUGACCGCCCUGGAGAGAGGCCGGCGCUGACCCGGGCGGGCAGGUGGUGAGGGGCGCGCGGCAGUGUGCGCGCCCAGGCUCGGUCGUAUGCACUCCACCACCCCCAUCAGCUCGCUCUUCUCCUUCACCAGCCCCGCAGUGAAGAGACUGCUCGGCUGGAAGCAAGGAGAUGAGGAGGAAAAGUGGGCGGAGAAGGCGGUGGACUCCCUGGUGAAGAAGCUGAAGAAGAAGAAGGGGGCCAUGGACGAGCUGGAGCGGGCGCUCAGCUGCCCGGGGCAGCCCAGCAAGUGCGUCACCAUCCCCCGCUCCCUGGACGGGCGGCUGCAGGUGUCGCACCGCAAGGGGCUGCCGCACGUCAUUUACUGCCGCGUGUGGCGCUGGCCUGACCUGCAGUCCCACCACGAGCUGAAGCCGCUGGAGUGCUGCGAGUUCCCGUUCGGCUCCAAGCAGAAAGAGGUGUGCAUCAACCCGUACCACUACCGCCGCGUGGAGACGCCAGUGCUGCCUCCUGUGCUGGUGCCAAGACACAGUGAAUAUAACCCACAGCUCAGCCUCCUGGCCAAGUUCCGCAGUGCAUCCCUGCACAGCGAGCCGCUCAUGCCACACAACGCCACCUACCCUGACUCCUUCCAGCAGCCUCCGUGCCCUGCGCUCCCUCCCUCGCCCAGCCAUGCCUUCUCACAGUCCCCAUGCACGGCCAGCUACCCUCAUUCCCCGGGAAGUCCUUCAGAGCCAGAGAGUCCGUUUCAACACUCAGACUUCCGGCCCGUGUGUUACGAGGAACCCCAGCACUGGUGCUCGGUGGCCUACUACGAACUGAACAACCGCGUCGGGGAGACAUUCCAGGCCUCCUCCAGGAGCGUGCUCAUAGACGGCUUCACCGACCCUUCCAACAACAGGAGCAGGUUCUGCCUCGGACUGCUUUCUAACGUGAACAGGAACUCAACCAUAGAAAACACCAGGAGACACAUAGGAAAGGGUGUACACUUGUACUAUGUCGGGGGAGAGGUGUAUGCCGAGUGCGUGAGUGACAGCAGCAUCUUUGUGCAGAGCCGGAAUUGCAACUAUCAGCACGGCUUCCACCCUGCCACCGUCUGCAAGAUCCCCAGCGGGUGCAGCCUCAAGGUCUUCAACAACCAGCUCUUUGCUCAGCUGCUGGCCCAGUCAGUGCACCACGGCUUCGAAGUCGUUUAUGAGUUAACUAAGAUGUGCACCAUCCGGAUGAGUUUCGUUAAGGGUUGGGGAGCUGAGUAUCACCGCCAGGAUGUGACAAGCACCCCCUGCUGGAUUGAAAUCCAUCUUCACGGACCGCUGCAGUGGCUGGACAAAGUGCUGACUCAGAUGGGCUCCCCCCAUAACCCGAUUUCUUCAGUAUCUUAACAGUCAUGUUUUAAGCUGCCCUUCCAUAGAGUAGAUGUUGUCGCAAGCCGUGGCUUAUAUCAUUUCAGGUUUGCGACUAACCGAAACGUCUAAAGACGCGUGUAAAUACAUACAAUGUAUACUGUUCAUAUUUUUUAUCACCAUUUGUUUUGUGCUUUCUAGUUAACCUUGUGCCAGUACAGUGUGAUGAGAAAGGCAGGGUGUUUGUGCUUGUGCCCUACGAGGAAGCAGCUUCUUUUGUGGAAGGAAACAAAUGAAAGGCAACCAUGUCAAGGGUAUUGGAAGGGUGUUGGCAGAACGCACGGCGCCAGUCAGCCACAGCAUUCUAAAGCAGGGUGUGUGAUCUCACAGAGACGGCAACUGCUCAUAUAGCAAAGAUCAGGUAUUAGCAGCACUACAGUAAAUAACACUCCCGGAUGAAACAAAGCACUCAAACUCAUAAACUCUAAAUGGUCUCAUGGUUAGUGCUAUUAGCA
Molecule: messenger RNA, 2128 nt
Organism: Nycticebus coucang (slow loris)
Lineage: Eukaryota; Metazoa; Chordata; Mammalia; Primates; Lorisidae
Gene: SMAD9
Product: SMAD family member 9
Exons: 6
Coding region: 360-1652 (430 amino acids)
Biological process (GO): BMP signaling pathway; transforming growth factor beta receptor signaling pathway; regulation of transcription by RNA polymerase II
Cellular component (GO): heteromeric SMAD protein complex
Molecular function (GO): DNA-binding transcription factor activity, RNA polymerase II-specific; I-SMAD binding; RNA polymerase II cis-regulatory region sequence-specific DNA binding
Source: RefSeq, a predicted model, not a curated record